Molecule: messenger RNA, 2346 nt
Organism: Medicago truncatula (barrel medic)
Lineage: Eukaryota; Viridiplantae; Streptophyta; Magnoliopsida; Fabales; Fabaceae
Product: pentatricopeptide repeat-containing protein At1g43980, mitochondrial
Exons: 1
Coding region: 180-2069 (629 amino acids)
Biological process (GO): RNA modification
Molecular function (GO): protein binding; RNA binding
Source: RefSeq, a predicted model, not a curated record
CAAGGGUUUAUAUAGUUUAGGGUUUAAGUAUCAUAACUAACCGAAACAAUAGUUGAAGAUACUAAAAAUUCAAACAUUGCAAUUUGCUUUCUCACUUCUAAUUGAGAAACAGUGUUUGAUUUUUGAAUGUUAUUACCAACUAUGCCUCUGUGCCCUAUGUGUAUAUAGCCACUAUUUGCAUGUACCCAUUUUUCAAGCACACACAGUAUCUUCACUCGACACUUUCUCAUUGUUCUACUCUCCUAGAUCACUGUUUAUCUCAUAAAUCUUCAAACUUUCUCAAUAUCGUUCAUGCCCACUUUCUCAAAUUGGGUCUUAAUUCAUAUACCUAUCUGGGUAAUCGCUGUAUCGAUCUUUAUACUGAGUUCGGCAACAUUAAUGAUGCAUUGAAGGUGUUUGAUGAUAUUUCUUACAAGAACUCAACGUCCUGGAACAUUUGCUUAAAAGGGUUGUUUAAAAGUGGUCAAGUUGGUAAGGCAUGUUACAUGUUUGAUGAAAUGCCUGUUAGAGAUGUUGUUAGUUGGAACACAAUGAUUUCGGGUUAUGCUUCUUGUGGAUUUUCUAGUCAUGCCUUGGGGGUUUUUGUUGAAAUGCAAGGUGCUGGUGUGAGACCAAGUGGGUUUACUUUUUCCAUUUUGACAUCGCUUGUGUCGAGUUCUUGUCGUGCUAAGGAGGUUCAUGGUAUGAUGAUUAGAAGUGGGAUGGAAUUGUCUAAUGUGGUGAUUGGAAAUUCGUUGAUAGCUAUGUAUGGGAAGUUUGAUCUUGUUGAUUAUUGUUUUGGCGUGAUUUUGAGUAUGAAGCAGCUUGAUUUUAUAUCUUGGAACUCUUUGAUAUGGGCUUGUCAUAGAGCCGGGCGACAAGAGCUUGCUCUUGAGCAGUUUUGUUGCAUGAAAGCUGCGGAGUUGUUGCCUGAUGAGUUUACGUGUUCAACAUUGAUGAGUGUUUGUUCCAACUUGCGAGAUUUGGAGAAGGGUAAGCAAGUUUUUGCCUUUUGUUUUAAGGUGGGAUUUGUUUAUAAUAGCAUUGUAUCAAGUGCUGCUAUUGACCUCUUUUCCAAAUGCAACAGAUUGGAGGAUGCUGUGCGGCUCUUUGAAGAACAAGAGCAAUGGGAUUCAGCUCUAUGCAAUUCGAUGAUUUCAUGCUAUGCUAGACAUGAUUUGGGGGAAGACGCUCUGCAGCUCUUUAUGCCAACCUUGAGGAAGAAUAUCAGACCAACGAAAUACACGGUUAGCUGUCUUCUGAGUUCUGUUUCCAUUUUCUUGCCAGUAGAAGUGGGAAAUCAAAUCCAUGCCUUGGUUCAUAAAUUUGGUUUUGAGUCCGAUUCAGUUGUUACCAAUUCACUUGUUGAUAUGUAUGCUAAAUUUGGAUUUAUUGAUAAUGCAUUGAAUAUCUUCAAUGAAAUAAAAACAAAAGAUUUGGUAUCAUGGAAUACUAUAAUGAUGGGACUGUCUUACAAUGGCAAAGUGUGUGUGACCAUGGACCUCUUUGAGGAAUUGAGAAGAGAAGGAAUGCCACCUGAUCGAAUAACGUUGGCUGCAGUUCUACUAGCAUGCAACUAUGGGAACUUGGUUGAUGAAGGAAUUAAAAUAUUUUCCCAAAUGGAGAUGGAAUUUGGAGUAAAACCAGAGGAAGAACAUUAUUCAUAUGUUGUGGAGAUGUUAUGUAGAGCUGGUAACCUCAAAGAAGCCGUUGACAUUGUGGAAAAGAUGCCGUAUAAAACUACCACGGACAUUUGGAGGUCAAUUCUUUCUGCUUGUGCAGUGUCUGGAGACUUGCAAGAUAUUGAAGUAGUUGCGACAAAAAUAAUGGAGAGGGCACCACAAAUAUCCUUACCUUACUUGGUGUUGGCUCAGGUAUAUCAGAUGAGUGGCAGAUGGGAGAGCGCGGUUCGAGUGAGGAAGGCUAUGGAAAAUAGAGGUAGUAAAGAGUUCAUAGGAUGCAGUUGGGUUGGCAUAAAAAACCAUGUAUAUACUUUUGAAUCAAAUCAAUUACAGCAUUAUGGUGGCAAAGAUAUUUAUCUGCUGCUGAAUUUGCUGGUAUGGGAGAUGGAGACAGAAUGUGGUGUCUAAAUAUUGUAUAGCAGUUUGUGGGGAAUAUGGAUGGUGAAUUGAAGUGGGGUUACAAUUUACAAACUCUGAUUGUGAUAUGUGAAAGUUAAUGGGUUGGGGGAUCAUAUUGGAGUUAAUAGACUUGGACUAUUUAUUGCUGGGAACGAGAUGAAAUUUAUAAUGUAGCAGUUACCAAAAUAAAGAUUAUAGGCUAAUAUUAGUUAGAUAAUUUGUUAGGGGAAGGAGGAAAUGGCAGUAGCCAAGAUCAUAAUCAUACAUCCUUCAUAAUAUUCUUUCA